Messenger RNA from Ogataea angusta, 2040 nucleotides. RefSeq lists its product as uncharacterized. The record is from RefSeq and is a predicted model, not a curated record. The coding region runs from base 1 to 2040 and encodes 679 amino acids. Lineage: Eukaryota; Fungi; Ascomycota; Pichiomycetes; Pichiales; Pichiaceae. Gene Ontology annotation, biological process: DNA damage checkpoint signaling. The transcript has a single exon.
AUGUCCUUCGACUCGUCAGAUUCUUUUGACGACGACGACGUGGACUUCGACCAGCUUUAUUCAGCACGGUCCCAGUCACGCGGGCCUUCGGUAGCGGCCCAGGUGCCUGCCGAGCCCAGCACAGAUCCGUUUGUUUUAAGGGGCGAAAACGCGAUACUCCGUGCCCAGCUACAAAAGAUCAGCGACAAGUUUGAGCAGGAAAGCAGGAGGCUAAAACAACAUUAUCAUGUGUUACUGAGUGAACGAGAAAACCGCAUCAAUGAGCUCAUGGACAGCGUUAAUAAGGUGAAGGAAGACAACGAGUUUCUUACGUCUGAAAAUAAAAAUCUGGCAGCCAAGUACAUCCCGGCCACGAAGAAGCGUCGGCUGCAGGACGAGUCAAUAGAGAUGUCCAUCUCCGAUGUGUCUGUGCGAUCAGCAGGUAACAAGGAUACCAGCACCAUGACAGAAGAGGGCCCUCAAACAGUUGCCAUAAUUAAUCAAGUUUCGAUAUUCCAGGACGAAAAGAACUCGUUUAUAGAAGCCGUCUCAUCACACGUCAUUCCGGGAAUGAAUUGCACAACACUAAGCUAUUUGUCGAAUAUACAAUCGGCGUUCGAUUAUCAGAACAGGGAUUUCCACAUAUCAAAAGAACGAGAAAGCAUCAAAACUGCAAUUGUCGACUAUCUGAUCCGAUUUGAGAACAAAAACAGAAUCGAUAUGCUGCUGAGUAGUUUUGUCGAAAUUUUGCUUGACUAUGUUGUGAAAUCACUUGACCGAGACAAUCUUUUUGCGGCUCCUUUCUUGCUAUCGCUCAUUCACUUCAGUUUAAAUUAUAGACCCAAAGCAGUGAGUUCUCAACUGAUCCAAGACUCAAUGAAAAGCGUAAACCACUUGCUACAAAACUUUACCACAGUACUCAAACAGGACCAGCCAUACCUGUCGAACGAAAACAUGGACGUCAUAACCACAGCCAACUCGGCAUCGACAGACCUCAAGCUUGAUGUCCUCCAGAAGAGUAUGCACAAAAAAGUCCUCGAUGUAUUUAUCACAGUUUACUUGAUGGAUAUCAUGGAAACGCUAAGCAAGCUUUCAGCAUAUGUUGAUACGCCAAACAACCCGACACUUAAAGAGUACUGGUUGCUCUUCCCAAAGUCAUUAUCACUGCAUUGCCUGUCACUGAAGACACCAAUUGGUUUCGUUUUCAAUCUGGUGGAGAUUCUAGCUAGCUCAAUUACCAAAGAUAGAUUUGCUUACACAGACAACUCAAAAUCAAAAAAGCACACACUCAACAAAGAAUCCACAGAUAUCCUCACAAACCUUAUUAUCUUUAUAACGCAGGGGCUGGAGCAAGAUAUGUGCAUAUACAGCCUAAAUCGAAACAUUGGGAGCAAUGCACAUGCUCUCCUACUAGAUAUUUUGGUUCCUAAUCAUGCUUCGCCCAAACCCGUACCGCACUCAUGGGAUGAAUACAGACAGAUACUCCAAAUGAGCUCGAGCAUGGGCCACAGAAUCAGGCACGAAACAGCGGUCUUGAAACUUCGGAUCCGUAUAUUGCAGCUUUUUGAAGCUUAUUUCUCCCAGCGAGCAGCCAGCUCAAUCAAGAAAGAAAUCAUCACAAGUUUUGUCUCGUCAAUGGUGACACAGCUUGGUUUCGAGCAGGAGCUGAUUUAUAGAGCGCCGCGUGCAAACACAGUUGGCUGCAGAUUGCAACUAAUUUCUUUAAUUAUGAGGCUCGUGCAUUUCGUACUGCUGUCAUCGGGACAGGUAGCAAUAUCCGAUCUGCCGGGAACCACGCUACGCGAGCUCGUUAUAGCCCUGUUACGGAUCUCUGCAGACAGCCUGAAGCCGCUGGCUUUGGAAACGAUACGGCAAUGGCGUGAGCAAGGUCACGUGCCCACCGUUUCCACCUCACCGAACGGGGUGGAGAUCAACUACGACGACUGGACGAUCGACAUGGCGCGCGAUGUGAUUGGCCAGUGCAUUACGGGAGACGAAGCUGACGCGCUGCACUAUAGCAUCAACUAUGACAUCCCGGACGACGAUAUUAUGUUGGAGUAA